UCUGUCUUGGCCAGAACUUGACUAAAUUCCAGUAAAAGCAAAACCAGGAGCAAGCUCCCCAGACUCCCCAACAGAAAGCACCAUACCCCUCGACCCACAAACGAAAUGGACGACCCAUCACCACCACCGCACCCCAAACCAAACGACGACUCCCAUUAUUCUUCCAGCGAAGAUACCAACUCCCCAGCCAGCAUAUCCCCCACCGAAAUCACAGUCGCCAUCUGCUGCGCCCUCCCCAUCGAAUCCGUAGCCGUGCGCUACACCCUCGAUGAAGAAUUCCACUGCCGCCCGCCGCGAUCCCACCCCCGCCAACACAGAUACGUCUUCUCAUACGGCCGCAUCGGCGAGCACAAGGUGGUGCUGGCCUGACCGCAUCAGAUCGGCCCCGUCAAGGCGGCCCUAUGCGCCGCGGCGGUGAGUCGGCUGUUCCCGACCGUGCGGUUCGCGCUGAUGGUGGGGAUCGGGGCGGGGAUUCCCGGCAAGCGGGAUAUCCGGCUAGGGGACGUUGUGGUCGGGGUGCCGAGGGAGAAUCAUCCGGGAGUGGUGGAGUAUGAUCUGGGGAAGUAUGAGAGGGAUGGGUUUCUGUUGAAAGGGUCGCUGAAUAAGCCGCAUCCCAUCCUGGUGAGUGCCGAUGGGGCGUUGUUGGAGGAGGAGAUCAUGGGGCGGAGGCCGCUGUGCAGAGUCCUGAGGGAGCUUAUGCGAAGGCCUGGGUAUGGACAGCCGGAUUUGGAGGAUGUUCUUUAUGAUUCGGCGUUUCAUCAUGUUAAUAAGGGGGAGAAUUGUCGGGCGUGUGAGGUGGCUGAUGAGAGGAAGGUCGUGGCUCGUCCGGUGCGUCCUGGUAAGCGGAAGUAUCCGGUUGUUCAUCGGGGGCUGAUACUGUCAGGUGGAGGCGUUGUCUCGAACCUGCAGGAUCGUGACCGUCUCCGCCGGGGCUUUGAUGAGGCGAUCUGUUUUGAUACUUCGGCGGCCGGCGUCGUGGACGAGAUCCCCUGCCUCGUGAUCCGCGGGACCUGUGACUACGCGGAUACGCACAAGCAAGACGGCUGGCAUCGGUACGCUGCUGCGGUCGCGGCGGCGUACUGCAAGGCGAUUCUGUGCAAGAAUGAUGGCCCGGAUGAGCCGGGGGCUGCAAUGGAGCAAAAUGCAAGCGAUGCGAUCGGGGAGUGUGAUUUCGCAAUUUCACGCCACCAUCCUCAGUCAGGCACUCCGCCCUGGUCGGAUGCCGCUGCGGUCAUUCCUCGUCGUUUGCUCCCGACUUCGGAGUUUACCUCAAGCUCACUGUGCCAGGACCCUGCAAUAUCGCGUGGACUGGCGGAUUGGUAUAACGACUCAGUUGAAUGCAUUGAGUAAUCGUGGAUUAGGGUCGAUGGUGUCGGAGGCGGCAUUGGGAAAAGGGUUCAGGGAACGUGGACCAAGACCCUUGUCUUCCUAGUGCGUAUAGUGUAUGUAUUUACUGGCGGACCAGGGCGGAGA
Aspergillus saccharolyticus JOP 1030-1 is the source of this 1473-nucleotide messenger RNA. Its product is annotated as purine and uridine phosphorylase. The transcript has a single exon. The record is from RefSeq and is a predicted model, not a curated record. The coding region runs from base 451 to 1350 and encodes 299 amino acids. Gene Ontology annotation, biological process: nucleoside metabolic process. Gene Ontology annotation, molecular function: catalytic activity. Lineage: Eukaryota; Fungi; Ascomycota; Eurotiomycetes; Eurotiales; Aspergillaceae.